AUGACCCCCCACGCGAACCUCUUCCUUUCAGAAGUAAUACUGGGCAUCGUAUUCCUGUCCCUGACGGCAUACAACAUAUCCCGAACACCACGAGAGACAGGGUGGUGGUACAUUGCCAUUUUCUGCCUAUGUAUGCACCCGAGCAACAAGUUUCCUCCCGGGAAGCUGGCUGCGCUGGCAAAGCUAACGAAGUAGCCAACCAGUCAGAAUAACCGGCAGCGCCCUCCUACUAACGAUCACGGUCAAGCGAUCGCAUGCCGAUAAAUCGCUAAUCAUACCCGCCAUCGUGUUCUCCGGGAUCGCGGUGUCGCCGUUGCUAGCUGCCUGCCUAGGGUUUUUGAAUUCAUGGUCGGUCAUAUGAAGCCGGUGCCGUUCUCUCUUGCAAGCGUUUCAGAUGGCUGAUUUUUGAAAAAAAAAAAAAAGCACCCAGCAUUUGACAACGAUCUACCAUCCCAUUCUCCGACUGCUAGCCUUGACGCACUUAUUCGUUCUCGCGGCACUAAUACUCAACACCGUUGGCGGGGUGUUAAUACCCCUCCACUCCACCACCUCUUCCUCCUCCCCAACUCCCCCCUCCGCGUCGGCGAUAGCUUCGCUGAACCACGCGAUAACCUAUAUCCGUGCGUCGUCGCUUCUCUUCCUCACCUCCUGGGUGCUGAUCCUCCUCUCCUUGGCGAUUCUAUCCCGCCAUUGGAGGGCUUUCGCGUGGACGGCUAGGGCGUUUUACGUGGCGGUGCUGGGUGGCAUGCCGUGUCUGUUUGUCAGGAUCCUGUAUGCAGUGUUGGCGGCGUGGGAUCUGGGGAAGGGGGGAGUGGUGGUGCCCGGGGGCGGGAAUCGGUAUGGGGUUUUGAAGGGGGACGUGGGGGUGUUGGCGGGCAUGAGGGUUUGUAUGGAGUUUUUGGUGGCUGGGGGGUGGGGGGUUGUGGGGGCUUUGGAGUGGUGGUGGGGGGGUGCGGAGGGGGAGGAGUGGGGAGGGGGA
Tuber aestivum (summer truffle) is the source of this 979-nucleotide messenger RNA. The record is from the annotation of a GenBank genome assembly. NCBI's taxonomy places the organism in Eukaryota, Fungi, Ascomycota, Pezizomycetes, Pezizales, Tuberaceae.